Messenger RNA from Cherax quadricarinatus, 458 nucleotides. The record is from RefSeq and is a predicted model, not a curated record. Lineage: Eukaryota; Metazoa; Arthropoda; Malacostraca; Decapoda; Parastacidae.
CUGGCAUAGAAAAGGAGGCGUCGUCGUCUGUAGAAGCUUGUCUUCACUAGCCUGACCACCACCAUUUACUCUUUGACUGCUGGUAACAUGCUACCAGGCAAGAACACUGGGAUACAGGAGCACCUAAAGCAGUAAAUAUGGCACAGUGUAAUAAGUGGGUAGUAGGGGUGAGUGCUUGUGUAGCAGUGAGUGUGGUGAUGGCGGUGGGACCCAGUGUGCCGGCAGGAAGACAGCCAGCUGUGGAGAUUAUGGUUGAUUCUGAGGAUAACCGCCAUGGUGUCGAUCAGUUAGCGCUACUACAAGAGAUGCGCACCAUUACUGACAUCAUGUUAAGACUACAGAAAAAAGAUGAGACUCCCCCGCCACCCCCGCCUGUAGUUCACGACUGCUCUAACGCUCCAUCAAGCCGGGUCAAGGUAGCGACGCCAUUCUCAAAACAGUUCCUACUUGCUAAGUAG